This is a messenger RNA of Lemur catta (Ring-tailed lemur), 1981 nucleotides long. It is a transcript of the gene CELA1, whose product is annotated as chymotrypsin like elastase 1. Gene Ontology annotation, molecular function: serine-type endopeptidase activity. The record is from RefSeq and is a predicted model, not a curated record. The transcript is spliced from 3 exons. Gene Ontology annotation, biological process: proteolysis. Bases 574 to 1254 code for a protein of 226 amino acids. NCBI's taxonomy places the organism in Eukaryota, Metazoa, Chordata, Mammalia, Primates, Lemuridae.
CUCAUCAGACAAAACUGGGUGAUGACAGCGGCUCACUGCGUGGACUCGUGAGAAAAAGACCAGCUUUUCUGAGCCCUGGGUGGGGAAGAGACUGGCCCUUCUGGAUGAAUUUGUAACCUCAGUCCCUCAGGGCAGGACUUUAAGGGGCUGGGCAGUGGGCCAUGGCCCAGCCCAUUUGCCUUUGGGGGGCUAUAGAGAGGUAGCAUGGUGAAAAGUACAAAUUUUGGAGUCAAGCAGGCUCAGGUUCAAACCUCGUUCCCCCAACUUCUAGCUAUGUAACGUUGGGCAACUUACUUAGCUUCUCUAUGCCCCCAUUCUCCUCUCUCUAAAAUGGGGUCCUAAUACCUAGUUUGUAGAGUUGUUGUGAGGAUUGAGUAAAUAUUUAAGUGCCUAGUCAACAUCUCACUGGUAACUAUUUUUUCAUAUUUGUCUUGGGGAAUGGUUCUCAAAUUUGAGCAUGUAUCAGAAUCACCUGGAAGGCACGCUGAGCCCCACGCAGCAGAGUUUCUGAUUUGGUAGGUCUGGGGUGACGCCUGAUAAUUUGCAUUUCUAGCAAGUUUCCAGGUGAUCCUAAUGCUGCCAGUCUACCACGCUUUAAGAACUACUAGUCUAGGAGUGUAUGCUUCCCUCAAAAUCUCUGCAGCUGAGAGCCACUAUUUCAUUUAUGCUCACCACACCAUUCCCAGGUUACAAGAUAUUCAGCCUAUGAUGUUCAGCUUAAUAAACUUUGAAAAUGAAGUCAAUGAUAGUUUUUUUCAUUCACUAGUUAGUAAAUUAGAGAGAAAGAUUGUUACUUCCUCAUCUUUGAGGGUGUUCCGUUCCUCCUCCACCUGGGCCAGAUUAAGAUGGGUUCCUGUUCUGAAGAAAGUAUAUAAGAUGGCUCUCCAACUUUUCUCCCAGGAGAAAAAGAGAAGGUUUGAGUCCCCUGGAUCACUCAGGGCUUCCUUCUCUCACUCCAGCCAGUUGACCUUCCGUGUAGUGGUCGGAGAACACAACCUGAACCAGAACGAUGGCACCGAGCAGUACGUGAGGGUGCAGAAGAUCGUGGUGCAUCCGAACUGGAACAGCAAUAAUGUGGCUGCGGGCUAUGACAUCGCCCUGCUGCGUCUGGCCCAGAGCGUUACCCUUAAUGGCUAUGUCCAGCUGGGUGUUCUGCCCCAGGCGGGAACCAUCCUGGCUAACAACAGUCCCUGCUACAUCACAGGCUGGGGCAGGACCAAGAGCAGGCACUGGGCCAUGAGUUGGAGUGAAUGAACCAGGGGAAGCUAUAGGGCAGAGGAGGCCUCACCUCUUUUCUGGUCAUCACGAGAAGACUUCAGGUAGGGAACAUUAUACAGAUAGCAUGGAAAGGUGGGAGGGUUAUGGAGAUCAUUAAGAAGGGCAGAAACAUUAAGCCUGAUACAGAAGUCUAUCAGCCACCAGGCAGUAUUUGGGCUUCUAGAGGUAAGGCAAGGCCUUGCUACAAGCAGCAAGUCUAAGAAAACCUGCAGCUGAGAGAGACACAGGCUUCUAAUCCAGCUCCACUCCAUUCAUGUAAUGUUAUUGAGGUUCAAUGUCUUGAUCUAUAACAAAGAAAUAAUACAAGGCAAAGGCUUUGAAAAGUCUAAAGAGCAAGAGAAAGGAAAACUGCACCAAACUCUUAAGAAAUGGAACAAGUAUGCACAAUCCCGGCUCUGCUGGGGUUUACAGUGAAAGGAGGAAGCAGAGCAGACAGAUAAGUUAUCAAUACAUAAGACCAUUCUAACUACUUAACUAAGUUAUCCAUGAGUGACAAAAAGCAGGAGUGGUUUGGAACCUGGGAACAAUACGUAAGGAUGACUCUCUGAAGGACAGGACCUGUUGUGGCCAUCUAAGAGUGAAGAAAGGAGGAUUCCUGACAUGUAGAAAGAAGUUUGCCCUUUCACCAGAGCUUGAGGUUUGGCAAGUGUGGAAGGCUUUUCCCUUGGACAGCAUCUGGGGCUGACCUCCAAUGUUGUGUGCC